This is a messenger RNA of Loxodonta africana (African savanna elephant), 1898 nucleotides long. RefSeq names its product lysine-specific demethylase 4D. Gene Ontology annotation, biological process: regulation of gene expression; chromatin remodeling. The coding region runs from base 78 to 1898 and encodes 606 amino acids. The record is from RefSeq and is a predicted model, not a curated record. The transcript has a single exon. NCBI's taxonomy places the organism in Eukaryota, Metazoa, Chordata, Mammalia, Proboscidea, Elephantidae. Gene Ontology annotation, molecular function: histone H3K9 demethylase activity. Gene Ontology annotation, cellular component: nucleus; chromatin.
AAGUUACUCCCCAGCAUUCCCAGGUAUCUAGAACAUACCUAAAACUUUGAGAGUCUCUGGUUUUUUCUAUUGCAGCCAUGAAGCCUGAGCCCUGUGGUACCCAGAGCCCACAUUGUACCAUCAUGACCUUUUAUCCAACCAUGGAAGAAUUCAAAAAUUUCAACGAAUACGUUGCUUACAUGGAAUCCCAAGGUGCACACCGAGCAGGCCUGGCUAAGAUAAUUCCACCGAAGGAAUGGAAAGCCAGACAGACCUACGGUGAUGUCAAUGACAUCCUAAUAGCCACUCCUCUGCAGCAGGUGGUCUCUGGGCAGGCAGGUGUGUUUACUCAAUAUCAUAAAAAGAAGAAAGCCAUGACCGUGGGGGAGUAUCGCCACUUGGCUGACAGUGACAAAUACCGCACUCCACCGCACCUGGGUUUUGAAGACUUGGAGCGAAAGUACUGGAAGAACCGCCUGUACGACUCUCCGAUUUAUGGCGCCGACAUCAGCGGCUCCUUGUUUGAUGAAAACACUGAACACUGGAACCUCGGAAACCUGGGAACAAUUCAGGACCUGCUGGAACAGGAGUGCGGGGUCGUCAUCGAAGGCGUCAACACGCCCUACCUGUACUUCGGCAUGUGGAAGAUCACCUUCGCUUGGCACACGGAGGACAUGGACCUGUACAGCAUCAACUACCUGCACUUCGGGGAGCCCAAAACGUGGUACGCGGUGCCCCCGGAGCACGGCCGACGCCUGGAACGCCUGGCCAGGGAGCUUUUCCCGGGCAGUGCGCGGGGCUGUGAGGCCUUCCUGCGGCACAAGGUGGCUCUCAUCUCGCCCACCGUGCUCAGGGAGAAUGGCAUUCCCUUCAGUCGCAUCACCCAGGAGGCUGGCGAGUUCAUGGUGACGUUCCCCUAUGGCUACCACGCUGGCUUCAAUCACGGCUUCAACUGUGCCGAAGCCAUCAACUUUGCCACCCCGCGCUGGGUCGAUUAUGGCAAAGUGGCGUCUCAGUGCAGCUGCGGAGAGGCCAGGGUCACGUUUUCCAUGGACACCUUUGUGCGCAUUCUGCAACCCGAGCGCUACGAGCUGUGGAAACAGGGGCGAGACCGGGUGGUCGUGGACCACAGGAAGCCCACGGUGACAGCAAGCCAGGAACAGACCGCCUGGGGGGAGGCCCGGCCACCCGUGAGAACUGCGAGGGCCGUGAGCCACCUCCAGCCCAGACAGGCCCCGCCCCAUCCUAGGCCUCUGGCCCCUGGAAGUGGCUCCCGCCUCUGCGACCCUGUGUGCCCUGCACCCAGGUGCUCCUCCACUGCCCGCAGCGCUGCUGUGGAGCCUGACGCCUCUGCCAUCGCCAUCGCUAUCACCACCGCCACUAGCCCUGGGGAGACGGGUCUGACACAGACGCUGACUGUAGAUCCACCUGCUCUGAAUCUCCAGCUUUCACGUGGCAGAAGGGGUCGUGGUCGUCCUCCUGGUCGUCGUCCUCGGGAAUCUGAGGCUCAGGAACAGACCAUCCAGGCACCCGCCAAGAGGUGCACAGCAUCCACAGUUCUGGGCCCCAAGGCUCAGCCCCUACCUGGGAAUGAAUAUUUGAUAGAAGACUCUGCACCUGUGAGCCCUGGACCCCAGAAUUCCACUAAAGCUUUCAGGUGCUGUUGUGCCCCUGAUCUUCAACCCCUGGGGCCCCCACUGGAUUCUGACUCUCCAGUGCACCCUGGCCCAUGCCUGCUGUCCCUGGACACCAUUACAGUGAAUCUCCCUGACAUUGUUCCAAUGACUCCUCCCAACUUCAUUAUGCCUCUGAGAAAAUUCCCCAGUGCCACAACUGGGGACUGCGCAACCCCUGUGAACUUGCUGAAAGUUAUCGCCAUGGACCACUCUUAUGCCUCUAAGAUCCUUCCCCCGAGAUGA